Artibeus jamaicensis (Jamaican fruit-eating bat) is the source of this 1042-nucleotide messenger RNA. RefSeq names its product profilin family member 4 (gene PFN4). Gene Ontology annotation, molecular function: actin monomer binding. Gene Ontology annotation, cellular component: cell cortex. NCBI's taxonomy places the organism in Eukaryota, Metazoa, Chordata, Mammalia, Chiroptera, Phyllostomidae. The coding region runs from base 410 to 799 and encodes 129 amino acids. The record is from RefSeq and is a predicted model, not a curated record. The transcript is spliced from 5 exons.
GCGGCCACGGCCUGGAGGCGUCGGCCGCGGGGGAGGGUGCGCCUGCCCGACCCCACGGCCUCAGAGUAAAGAACGUUUCGCGUCCAGUGUCCCGGGACGUGGGAGCAACGGCAACAAGCCCACGCGGUGCGGAAGCGGACGGAGGGCCCUGGGCUCCGCAGGGGCCGCCGGCUCGGGAGACCCAGCCGUGGUUGCCUCCCUGAGCACCGUGCAGCCGGGGUCCCGCGGCCCCUCGGCCCGAAGUGCGGGUUUGCAGGUCCGGGUUUGCGAACCGAGUGCAGUGCUUCUCGAGAACACAUGCUGGUAUUGCAACGGUUCGAAGCAUCUCAGGGAGAUUUGUACCCACAGGUCUUCUGAAAGCUAGCCAGAGCGGAUCCUUUCACUACAGCCUCCUUCAGAGCCGAGGGCCAUGAGCCACCUGCAGAACUUACUGUUAGAUUCCCUCCUGGGCACCAAGCACGUGGACAGCGCGGCCCUCAUCAAACUCCAGGAGCGGAGCCUGUCUGUGGCAUCGCCAGGGUUCAGUGUAAUGCCCAGUGACGUGCGAACACUUGUGAAUGGGUUCGCCAAGAACCCUUUGCAAGCCAGAAGAGAGGGAUUGUAUUUCAAGGAAAAGGACUACAGAUGUGUGCGGGCAGACGAUUAUUCUCUUUAUGCUAAGAAUGAAAACACUGGUGUGAUUGUUGUGAAGACCCAUCUGUAUCUUCUGGUGGCAACUUACACUGAGGGCAUGUAUCCGAGUGUCUGUGUGGAGGCUACAGAGAAGCUGGGAGAAUAUCUAAGAAAAAAAGGAAAUUAAGUCAUCAGAAGACUAUGAAGGACAGCUUUUAUUGUUUCAGAAGAUAACUACAGAUUCUAAAACAAAAGUAAUGCCUUCUCCUGUUGUUGAAAAAGACCAGGCAGAAUAUACUAAAGAGGAAGAAUGAGUUAAUAGAGCACUUUUUUAAUUUCAAAAGAUCUUUUAAAUUGGAAUUAUUGGGCCAACUUGUUUGUUUUUUAAGUGUUAUUCAUUGGCAUGAGUGUGAGAACACUGAUAGUUUGU